This is a messenger RNA of Cyprinodon variegatus (sheepshead minnow), 1504 nucleotides long. RefSeq names its product claudin-11-like. The record is from RefSeq and is a predicted model, not a curated record. Gene Ontology annotation, cellular component: bicellular tight junction; plasma membrane. Bases 273 to 926 code for a protein of 217 amino acids. Gene Ontology annotation, biological process: bicellular tight junction assembly; cell adhesion. Gene Ontology annotation, molecular function: structural molecule activity. The transcript has 3 exons. Lineage: Eukaryota; Metazoa; Chordata; Actinopteri; Cyprinodontiformes; Cyprinodontidae.
AUUCUAUCCAUUUUUCCCCUUGUGGAUAAAGCGCUAUAACGGAACCCUGGAAAACAGCUGCUGAAAGCAUCUUUUUUUCCACUUAGAAGAAUAUUACCUUUUAGUUUUUCUUUUUCUAAAUUAAGAAAAUAGUUCCGCUGAAAUAAUUAUUUAAGCAUCUUAAGACAGUGUUUUCUGGCAAACAGAAAAAGAUAUAGUUCAGGAAAGAAAGUGGAAAAACUCGCCGCUUGUUCAUAUUCUGUGGAACGCGUAAAGACGCACAGCGGAGCUCCAUGGCGCACAUUUGCAGGCAGCUGAUUGGCAUCGGGGGGAGCUGCGCAGGCUGGGUCGGGCUCAUCUUCGCCACCGCGACCAAUGACUGGGUCCGCACGUGCGACUACUCUGUGGCCACCUGCCUGCGCAUGGACGAGCUGGGCUCCCGCGGCCUGUGGGCUGAGUGCGUGGUCUCCCCGUCUCUCUACCAGUGCGUGUCUCUGGACCAGAUGUUCUCCCUGUCAGCGUAUGUACAGGUGUCUCGAGCUUUGAUGAUCUCCGUAUGUCUUCUGGGACUUCCUGCACUUCUGCUGGUCCUCCUGUCCACGCCGUGCAUUCGGCUUCCCACCAAUGCCACUACCACUGUCAAGAAGCGCAAUACCAGAGUGGGCGGCAUCCUCUUCAUCAUCAUGGCUGUGUUUGGCGCCGUUGCAACCAUCUGGUUCCCUAUAGGAGCAAACAAAACCGAGCACCUCAUGUCCUUCGGCUACUCUCUGUACGUUGGCUGGGCUGGAGCCGGCCUCUGUCUGCUGAGCGGGAUUAUCAUCCUGUGUUUCCUGGUUGCCCUCAUUGACGAUGAGUCCAGGGAGAAGAGCUUCUUCUACUCCAGGAGGGGCGGAACGGCCCGGGAGGUAGAUCGUCCCUCCAACCAUGCCAAGAGUGAACGGGUGUGAGCAACACGUCCACUCUUCUCAAUCCAGUCUGGUUUCUUUUCUGCCUUUUAUCGAAUAUCCUGAUUUAUUUUCUCUGAUGUGUGAUUUUUUUUUUUUUGUAUACAUAUAAUCAGUUGUAGACAGCAGAUGGUGAUGCUCAAAGGUUUUAAAAAAAAAAAUGUAAUAAAAGUAUGUAAAAGAAAUCCAAAUGUAAUUCUAGCUUAUUGUAAUAACUGAAACAACUAAGAGGCUUUCUGGUGGUAAAAAUAUUUUAUUCUAUUUUUUACCAUGUACAGAUUAAUUAUCCACAAAAGCUACAAAAAGUGUUAUAUCAAGUAAGCUAUUUUUGACCCGCCUAAUGUUUGUUUAACAACACAUUUAACAGCAUUUAGUGUUUCGCAGGAAGGAAAGUUUAAUGUUGAGAUUAAUCAUUUUUUUUCCUGUCUGGCAUCAGGUCAACAUAAAUAAACAAAACCUGUAAAGUUAGAAGAAUUAGAUAAAAUCAGCUGAAUAAUUAUCUUUCUAUGAUUUAUUUAACCAGUGAUACAUCAUUAACCUUUCAUUUAGAUUUUUAAUGGCUUUUUUCUUUUCAGUAUCAU